Molecule: messenger RNA, 1923 nt
Organism: Gossypium arboreum
Lineage: Eukaryota; Viridiplantae; Streptophyta; Magnoliopsida; Malvales; Malvaceae
Product: amino acid permease 6
Exons: 6
Coding region: 222-1730 (502 amino acids)
Cellular component (GO): plasma membrane
Source: RefSeq, a predicted model, not a curated record
AAAACACUGUCAGUGAUUCCACUGCCCCACUGCCCCAAGCCUCUCCAACCAUGCCUAUAUAUGCUUGCCUUUUCUCUCUAAAAUCCGUAUCUCUUCUUGCUCUUUACUUUUCCAAUACAUUAGCUUGAAACACUUGAGAGACAGAGCUUUGAGGCGAACUGAAGAGAUGGCCAAAGAGAUGCAGAAGACUAGCAUGUUCAUUGAGAGAAACCCUGGGGAUUAUGAGAAUGGGGAUAUCUGCAAGAACUUGGAUGAUGAUGGUCGACCCAAAAGAACCGGUAUUUAUUUAUUUUCUUCCCCUCAAAAUGCUUAUUUUUAUGCAUGGUCAUUUUUUUUCUUUCAAUACGCUUGUUCUUGCUUUGGGAUGGUUUUUUUUUUUUUUACUUGAAGGGACUUGGGUUACUGCAAGUGCUCAUAUUAUCACUGCUGUGAUUGGUUCUGGAGUGCUAUCUCUUGCAUGGGCAAUUGCCCAGUUGGGUUGGGUGGUUGGACCAGCUGUUCUCAUGGCUUUCUCCUUCAUCACCUACUUCACCUCCACCCUCCUUGCUGAUUGCUAUAGAGCUCCUGAUCCUGUCCACGGAAAGCGAAACUACACCUACAUGGAUGUUGUUAGAGCUUACUUAGGAGGAAGAAAAGUCCAACUUUGUGGAUUGGCUCAAUAUGCAAAUCUUGUUGGAGUAACCAUUGGUUACACUAUCACCGCAUCCAUUAGUAUGGUGGCUGUCAAAAGGUCAAAUUGCUUCCACAAGCAUGGCCAUCACGCGAAGUGCCAAACAUCAAACAACCCUUUCAUGGUCAUCUUUGCUUGCAUCCAAAUCGUUCUCAGCCAAAUCCCAAAUUUUCACAACCUUUCAUGGCUAUCCAUUCUCGCAGCCAUCAUGUCUUUCGCUUAUUCUUCCAUUGGCCUUGGGCUUUCCAUAGCUAAAGUUGCAGGUGGUGAACCUGUAAGGACAACCUUAACUGGAGUGACAGUAGGGGUGGACGUGUCAGGAUCUGAAAAGAUUUGGAGGACAUUCCAAGCUAUUGGAGACAUUGCCUUUGCCUAUGCUUAUUCUACCGUCCUAGUUGAGAUUCAGGACACGAUCAAAUCGAGCCCACCAGAGAACAAAUCAAUGAAGAGAGCAACCACCCUAGGUGUCUCAACAACCACUUUGUUCUACGUACUUUGCGGCCUUGUAGGAUACGCAGCCUUCGGGAACGACGCACCGGGAAAUUUCCUCACCGGCUUCGGCUUCUACGAACCCUUUUGGUUGAUCGACUUCGCCAACAUCUGCAUUGCCAUCCAUCUUAUUGGUGCAUACCAGGUUUUUGCCCAACCCUUAUUCGGAUUCGUCGAAGGCUGGUGCGCCAGGCAAUGGCCUGAUAGCAAGUUCAUUACAAGAGAACACGCCGUUGACAUUCCAUGCUACGGUGUUUAUUACCUCAACUUGUUCAGGUUGGUGUGGAGGACAGCCUACGUUGUCGUGACAGCCGUGGUAGCCAUGAUUUUCCCAUUCUUCAACGAUUUCUUGGGUCUUAUCGGGGCGGGCUCGUUUUGGCCAUUAACAGUCUACUUCCCCAUAGAGAUGCACAUUGCUCAAACGAAUCUGCCCAAGUACUCCUUCAGGUGGACGUGGCUGAAAAUACUAAGCUGGGUUUGCUUGAUUGUGUCGCUCAUUGCUGCAGCCGGAUCGGUUCAGGGACUGAUUCAAAGCCUCAAGACAUAUAAGCCGUUUCAGACUCAGGAAUGAAGGCAUUAGGGAUCCUUUUGCCUACAGUGCUUUGAUUGUAUGUAAAAUAUAAGAAAUUGUGGACAACUGUAAUUUGUUUUCCCUUUGUGUUUUCCAAAUCAAAAUUCACUGCUUGUAUGUAUUUUGUGUUACCUUUCUGAAAGAGAAUGUUCAGAAAGUUGUGUUUUUACCAUAAAAAACUUGUUAAACACAA